CCUUCAUAAUUUAUAGCCCCUCUCACUCCUCAUUUCCUUUGUUACAACCUCAACAAAUAUUGCAAAAACACCCUUCUCUUUGUUUUGCUCUCUCAUCUUCAUAAUUUUUCUUUUUCCGCAUUGGGAUGGUGAGAGGAUCGUACGCACUAGCUAAGAGCUGAAGCUAGAGUUUUUGUGAGGCUUUUUGUGAUUUUUGGUCAGUGGCAUUGUAUAAUUUUCCUUUUUUUUUUUUUUUUUCAAAGAGGAAUAUGAAUUGUUCUAAUAGAGAUCAGUACUACUACUGCCACAAGGGGUCCGCCGUGGCGAGGUGGAGGAGGAGGAGGAGGCGGUCGGCGGCGCGGCGGGGGUCGGUGAAGUCGAAGGUGAAGAGGCUGCAAAUGUUGAUUCCUGGAGGGAGAGGAUUGAAGCCGGACCACCUCUUUCUCCGGACGGCGGAUUACAUCUUGCAUUUGAGGUUGCAAGUUAAUUUUUUGCAAGCUCUUUCCAAGAUUUAUCAUAAACCAUGAUCGUCUGAUCUCUCUCUCUCUCUCUCUCUCUCUCU
Molecule: messenger RNA, 541 nt
Organism: Morus notabilis
Lineage: Eukaryota; Viridiplantae; Streptophyta; Magnoliopsida; Rosales; Moraceae
Product: transcription factor PAR1
Exons: 1
Coding region: 249-506 (85 amino acids)
Biological process (GO): regulation of DNA-templated transcription
Source: RefSeq, a predicted model, not a curated record